Molecule: messenger RNA, 1000 nt
Organism: Haliotis rubra (blacklip abalone)
Lineage: Eukaryota; Metazoa; Mollusca; Gastropoda; Lepetellida; Haliotidae
Product: brevican core protein-like
Exons: 2
Coding region: 282-632 (116 amino acids)
Molecular function (GO): signaling receptor activity
Source: RefSeq, a predicted model, not a curated record
AUUUAGUGAUCGUUUCAUUCUUGCAGAACAUCAAUCAAUAUGGAUCUGUUCUUGAGAUAGUACUGUUACUAUCAUUUCGUGAAGCAUAUUCCGAUGAUAUCUGUAGUGGUACCAAGACUCACCUCAACCUGAAGACGUACCAGGCCAAGCUGACCAAGGUUGACACGUACAUCCACUGCAUCAGCAACUGUCAAAGAGUCCCUCCAUGCAGAUCCUACACCUACAAUACAACAAACAGACGAUGCUCCUUGUUUGGUGGGAAUGGUAAAUCCUUCUCAGAGAUGUGCCAAGAAAGAGGGUACACAUUCCUGGAAGACAGCCUUUCCUGUGUGAAGAUAUACACACGUGGUUCCCCGUGGCUCAAGGCGAGGAGGAGUUGCAGGAAUAAAGGAGCCGAUCUUGUAACGGUUAAAGAUGAGACGAAACAGAGGGAGGUCGCCAGCUUUAUGAUGCAGUAUCAAACAGUGUGGAUAGGUCUCCAUGAUCAGCUCCACUCCAACACGUUCCUGUGGGUGGAUGGUUCGCCGCUCAUCUACACAGCAUGGGAGCCUGGCCAACCGAGUCACUCCUUCAGGUGGAGACAGGAGAACUGCGUCCAGAUCUCACACACUCAACAAAAGGAGCCUCUAUGAAACGAUGGUGGGUGCAAGUAUUCUCGAAAGUUCAUGUGUGAGAUCCACUUGAGUGUCCUGAAGUAAGGACCUAGGCUAGAAGCGGGAUGUAGUGUAUCAAGUACACUCACUCACUGUGAAAUAUGUGUAACAUCAAAAGUGCAGAUAAGGACAAACUUGAUGGAUGAUCAGCUUCUUUGUUCAGGUGAUGCGACGUUUCGAUACAGAUAUCUCACUCUCCAACUUCUAAGAAUGCCACUCAAAAUGCAUGUACAUCUACGCAUGGCAAAAUAGACAGCCUUUCCGUUCUGCAACGGAUCAAACAACAACUACUGUAUGUUUCCAUGUGAGUGCAGAUAUGUUCAUAAGACGUGAAACCAUAAGGCAAU